Messenger RNA from Meyerozyma guilliermondii ATCC 6260, 456 nucleotides. RefSeq lists its product as uncharacterized. Bases 1 to 456 code for a protein of 151 amino acids. The record is from RefSeq and is a predicted model, not a curated record. NCBI's taxonomy places the organism in Eukaryota, Fungi, Ascomycota, Pichiomycetes, Serinales, Debaryomycetaceae. The transcript has a single exon.
AUGAACCAAGUUCCCUUUGACAAGAUCUUUCAACUUGUAAAUAGCCGUUUCUAUCCAUCCUUUGCUUUCAAAGUAGACAGAUUUGUGGGACGCAGAAGAGUUAGUUUUCUGAGUUUCAAUGCUCUUGACCUCUUCAAAGGGAUUGCACGUCUCUUUGUCGCGACCCUUGACUACAAGAAUAACCUGAACAUCAUCAACAAGUACCAUUCUAUCCAAGGUGAACCCAAACUCACUUUUGUGUCUCUGAACAAAAGAGUCAGCAGCAUCGUAGUGCUCAUUCUUGGGGAUAAGCAAGUGGGUAUCGGAACCAACAUAUCUCAUAUUCAACAUGACUUGAACGCUGGUCUCAAAUUCUACCAAAUUUUGCAGCUCGUAGUCCUUAUACGCAUCGUUCACCAACCCUUCCACAGUCCUGUCAAUCAAGGCAUAAUUAUCUUCAGAAAUAGGCACAAGUGA